AUGCGCUUCGCUUCUGGGGUCGUGGAGCUUCCUGUUUUGCCAAAAUCUAAUCCCAUCAGUAGUUCUGGCCGAUCGGAGUUGCAGAUUCUUGUAGACAACGUUGUGCGCGACUUACCCUCAUUCGAGAAACACACAUCAUUGCUCGUUUCGUAUAUGGACAAACAUCAGCAAGAGACUGGAAGAUUAGAAGAGUAUUUAAGAACAGUGCCCUUAGCUCCGCUGGUACGUGAAUUUAUGGAGAAAUGCCGUGCUGGUCGAUUAAAAACAGUCGGUUGUGUAACUGAGCAGCAAGCAGUUUCGGCUGCACAGAAUUUGUUCAUCUCGCGAUCUCGAUUCGAAUCGAUGCGGCAAGGUGGACGAGGAUCAGUUGUUCUUCCUGCUCCAUUGGCAGAUUCUCCUGCUGCUGCAGUUUUGCAAGCAAGGGAUAUAAACGCAGAUAGCUUUACCAGCGAGGCAGCCAUACCGGUCCCGGUUACAUUGAAUGAGACAAAAGCCAAACUGGGGGUGACAUCUACUGCACAGAAGAAACGACGCACAAUGGACUCCGCCACUCAUACUGAGUUACGGUCCCGAUUAGCGGGUCUAGGAGCGGAAUGA
This is a messenger RNA of Necator americanus (New World hookworm), 597 nucleotides long. RefSeq lists its product as uncharacterized. NCBI's taxonomy places the organism in Eukaryota, Metazoa, Nematoda, Chromadorea, Rhabditida, Ancylostomatidae. Bases 1 to 597 code for a protein of 198 amino acids. The record is from RefSeq and is a predicted model, not a curated record. The transcript has 6 exons.